ACAAAAUAACCUUUGACAGAUCCCUCUUUUUUUUGCCCUUUUCAUUUCGUUCAUUGUCUUCCACUCGCACAUUUCAAUCGUUCUUCUUUCUUUGUAUCGUUCUUAAUCUCCUACGCUUACUGUCUACCCUCAUUCCCUUACUAUUCGAUCUUUUUCAACAUCAUGCCACAGCUCGUUUAUUCCAAGUCAUUCAAUAAAAACAGUUUUCACCUCGUCGAACUCAGCAACGACGAUCUUGUACAGGCUUUCGAAUCGGGAUCACGAUUGGUUAUCAAAGGUCUACCGGACGAUGAAGCUGUUCUUUGUACAACCUCGGCUACCUACAGCGUACGCGAAGUCAAGACAUCCAAUUCCCUCGUCCUGAGUACAUUCGAUAAGGAUAAUCACGAUACAUGGCGCGUCGUCGACGAUUUGUCCAACACCAUUGAAUUUUUACCAUGUCUUGCCCGUACCAAUCGCAUCAACACCUUGCUACACUCCACACUUUAUGCAGGCCCCAGCGAAGAAUUUAAACACCAAAACAAGACAAUGUAUACCUUUUCGGACCUGCUGUCAACGGUGCAAGCGAGCGAACAAGAACUAAUCCAGGGAUUAAAAGAAAGAAACGCGUUUGAAAUACAAGGUUAUUAUCGGUUGUUUGAGAGGAAUUACCUUCAUCGUUUAUUGGAUGCAUUGGUCACACAAGCCAUUAUUCAAGGCCACGAUGUCAAAGAAAUGAGUGUGAAGAAUGCAUACGAGUGCGUUCGGGAAGGGUUGGCAGCGGUAGAGGACGAACCUACUUCUGUACCGGAUGCGGUCAUCAUGGCAUGCAUUGCGGCGUUUGCUGAUGAUGAUACGGAUUUGACCGUGGCCACAAAUUCAGUUCAUUUUAAUGAAAAGAAAAUAUGCCGCUUCCUCGGAGAAGUCAUUCUCGCCAGUGCAAAGGGUAAAGAAUGGCGACUGGAAGAUUUCAUGGAAGUCUGGCGUCAAGUUACACCGGAUGUCUACCAACCUCAAAUGGAAGCAUUGCAAGUGAGUCAAAAAUCCCCCUGAUCCCCAUACGUCUUUUCCGUCUCAGGAAAAUGUGGCGAGGAUAAUGUCAAAGUAGAUCAAAAGGGAGUU
Molecule: messenger RNA, 1101 nt
Organism: Radiomyces spectabilis
Lineage: Eukaryota; Fungi; Mucoromycota; Mucoromycetes; Mucorales; Radiomycetaceae
Product: sister chromatid cohesion protein Dcc1
Exons: 5
Coding region: 163-1032 (289 amino acids)
Biological process (GO): maintenance of mitotic sister chromatid cohesion; mitotic sister chromatid cohesion
Cellular component (GO): Ctf18 RFC-like complex; chromatin; nucleus
Source: RefSeq, a predicted model, not a curated record